Molecule: messenger RNA, 1095 nt
Organism: Torulaspora delbrueckii
Lineage: Eukaryota; Fungi; Ascomycota; Saccharomycetes; Saccharomycetales; Saccharomycetaceae
Exons: 1
Coding region: 1-1095 (364 amino acids)
Source: RefSeq, a predicted model, not a curated record
AUGAGCACCAAAGAGAUAGGAAAACCAAACAGUUGGGAGUGCGAAGAUGCUGAUGUUGAUGUCCCAAAGAAAUAUUUCACAUCGGUAAUUACCUGGGCCUACUACGAGUCAACGAAGUCUUAUGACCUGCUUAUGAUGAUAGGGUGGUAUGGUGGUCUAAUGUACGGCUUGUAUAGUACUAUCUUUACAUCGCACAUUUGGAGGUUUCAGAUUUUGUUUCUGCUCCUGGAGGCAAGUGUCGUGUUGGCUCCUGUGAUUUGCAUGACUCUCAUAGAGAGGAGAGCAGGAUAUUUGAUCUCCAGGAACAAUAAGAAACUAGCAGAAGCUACGAAGGAAGUCUUCAGCUCGAAGCAGGAAAAUUUGGUACUUGGGUGGGACAAGGUCGCCAGUGUACUGAACAGAAAGUUUUAUGUUGCAGGCGAUUGGAAAACACCAUACUGCAUCUUUGAUGGUGCGAAAUGUGAGAGCUACUUCAGACGCCAUGUGUUGAAAUCAAUGGCUGAGGAAGACGCAUCAGAAGAUUGCGAGAAAAGUUGCUUGCGUGCUGCAGUGGACAUCUAUCGGCGAAGGAUCAUCGAUCAAUUCGAAUGGGACAAGUACGAUACUCCUGUGUUAGCUGAUGAUAACUUCCUAGCUGGUUCCGAUCACAAAGAGUUCACCUGGAGACUCAGGAACACGCUGAAGGAUCUUCAUUUCAUAGUCUAUUUUGUUACUUCUCUAUUUGUUCUCUUAGCUGGUACUCGGUCCCUUUUACUCUGCAUGAUAAUGACAAUCUUAAUGUUUGCCACAAUUGCUGCUAGGCCCCCUCUCGAGCUUUCUACAACCAGGAGCCGCAUCAGAUUAUUAGCAACGAUAGCAGAUGUUGCCCCACGAGAGGACAUGGAUCGCUGGGACGUAGUUGCAAGGCGCAUGAAUGCUUACUUGAGCCAAGAUUCCAACAGCGACGCAGGAAUUUUCUUUGAUGGGAAAGACUACCUUGAAUUUUUUGAGAAGCAGCUCAAACCUCUCAUGUCAAAGAAGAUCAAAGACUAUCGGGUUGCAACUUACGAGCUAGUUCCUUUAAUCGCUGAUGUUGUUGAGGGUCCUUCCACAUAG